GUUGCAUGGUUCUUGAGGGUGUGUUCAAUUGAUGGAAAAGCCACAACAAACCAUUUCUGAUCCAAAACAGUUCACAAAAAACACUGAUUUCUCAUUUUGUGACUAUCUGAUUCUAUUCUGUCUUUAGCAGAUUACUCUUAUUGAUCUUAAGUAUUCCAGGAUGUCGCAAGAAAGCAGGAAUUUCAAAGAAAGACGUAGUUUUUCUGCCAGAGUGAGAGAUGUCCAAUCAAUCCGGGACACUCAUCAGAAUAAAAUACCGGUGAUCAUUGAGCGGUACCCAGGGGAAAAGAAUCUGCCUGUCUUGGACAAGACAAAAUUUUUGGUCCCUGACAAUGUCAAUAUGAGUGAGUUGGUGAAAAUAAUUCGCCGACGACUCCAGCUCCACCCAAAUCAAGCGUUCUUCCUUCUGGUAAACAACCGCAGCAUGAUCAGCAACACGACGCCAUUAGUGGAAGUUUACGAGAAGGAAAAAGACGAGGAUGGUUUCCUUUAUGUGGUUUACGCAUCUCAGGAGACAUUUGGAUAAAUUGUGCAUCUUUUUGCUUUCAAAGACUAUAUAAACUUGCUUCUGGGAUAUUACGGUGCAUGCGUUAUGUAAUAGGCCUAAAGGGAAAGUGGACCAUAGAUGAAAUCGAUCUCUCUGGAUUUGAUUUUUUGAAUCAUUUGAAUUAUUAGAAAAUCAACGCAUCAAUCUGGUUUUGUCACACUUUAAUCGAAAUUAUGACUGUUUAACGACCAAAAAGAUAAUUUUAAACUCCAAGGAUUCUGAUGAAAAGCUACAAUUUUGCCUAGUAAACGAUGAUUUUGCCGAUUUUUUUAAGGUGGCGAGUCUCAUCUAUGACUAUAUAUGUGACGCAUAUCAUCCGUUCUGACAAAAAUUCUUGAACAUAAAGUGUACUAUUAACCUACCUCGAGAAAACCCUGUGGAGAACUCUGUAACUGUAUAAAAAGUUGGUUUAAUUGGAGUCAUUUUGUUCACUGUCAAUUGGAUUAUUGUUACAGUCAGAUGAAUACAACGUGAAUGUAGAGUAUAGUAUGUACAUUUGUAAAUAGCAUAUCAAAUAUGGGCAAUGCAGACUGAUUUGAAUGCAGUUAUGUGUUCAAAAUAGUGUGUUCAAAUUUGAUUUGGGUGAAUAUCCCCCAGGUCUCUUUGUUUUUCGUUUGUAUCGGCAUUCUACUAAAUCAUAAUAACAGAGAAACAUAUACUGUAAGCUGUGACAUUUUCGCGACGCUAAAAUUUAGCAAAACGCUAAUUUUCACUAAAUACAGCGUGAUCUGUCAAAAUUCUCAUUACUUAUCUAGUCAAAUACCGCCUCACGCAGUAGACUUAUCUGAUGUGUUUAUAAAGUUAUUAAUUCAGCUCAGAUAUACAAUGUUCAUGUAUCAGUGGAUGCAAUCAGUUGUUUUGAUAUGGGAGGAGAGAGAGAGAUAAAUUUGGUUGCAAUCUUAAAGGGUCGUACCGUUAAAAAUUACUGGUGGUCCAUUUAAAUAGAAAUUCACUAAUACACAAUGCCGUAGUGCAGUUAUUAUGAAUUUGAAUUUGUUGAAACUUUGUAUUUAUAGUAUUUGUAUAUCUGUCUACAGAAAGGCAAUGCUAAAAUUUCAGUAUGUAUUUAUGCAAUUGAAUCAAAUUUUAGAACAACUGGUAUGAAUAUUGGAAAACUCUCUCCAUAUACAUGUAAUAAGAAUAUAUCUCAAAGUAAAAUAAGGGGGACUUGGAGAAUUAAGAAGGAAGUCUGCAGUGACCAAACAAGCCAAUACAUUUUUUCUGGUUAACGGUACUGCAUGAAUCCAGUUGUUAAUGGUGUAUAAAAUUUUCUUCUGUAUUUAUUUGUAAAUAGCUUUAAUAUCAAUCAUGAAAGUCAAGACUUAUGGUUAUUGAUAUCACGCGAUAAUUCAGUGAUCGUCACAAAAAUGGCUCAUUUGCACAGCGCUUAAGUUUUGUGACUUGGUUUUAGCAAUCGGUCUUUACAUCUUCAACACUGUGAGGGGCCAUCCAUUUAGUAUAUACGCACUAAGGGGGGGGGGUCUCAAAGUCCACAGUUUGUGUACAUACUUUAUGGAUGGACCCAAAUGCAGUCGGGUAUACUUUCAGGGAUAUCCAGGUCUUGCUGUGAUGUGACGUUAAAUGUUUUUUGUCAUUCAGGUUGAAAUGAUCACGUGAUAGAAUGACUACUUUACUUUCAAAAUGCUUUCUCCGACUUGGAAUUUUCGUCAAAUUCUGUGUUCAACUUUGGAUGUUGUGUUUUGUACUCGCAAGAAGAUGGUGCAAUGUAAAUUGAUACAUUUUGGCAAUAAUUACAUCAAAACCCCAUUUUUGAAGAGAUAUUUUCUUUUUCUAUUCUUGACAUCAGAAUUUUAUUUAAAAUACUCAUGUAAUAAUGUUGGAGUGCCAAGAAAAAAUCAAAAAGAAAAAAAUAAGUUACUCUAGCUCGGAGGCUGGUUCUGGGAUUUAUAAGAAAAUGUGCACCAGACUGUUAGUGCAUUUCAAAUGUAUUUUUGACUCAAACUAUCAAAAUAUCGUGUAUUACAAUUGGAGAGUCUGGAGCACAGAGAGCAGACCCUCCCUUAUUCGAAAAACAUGGUUAGAAAAUAUAACCAGGGUAACUUUCCUUUCUGAGGGUCCGACUCUGAAAUCACUCCAGUAGUAUGCAUGCAGUAGCAAUCCUACAAUGAAUUUGGGGCACAACAUUUUCUUUCAUCCAGUGUUCUUUUAUCUCGCAUAUUAUCAUUGUAUAUAUCCACCUUGUAGAUAUAAGAGCAGAAUUGAGAUAAAUCGUGUAAAAAUGAAGUAAAAAACUCUUUGAAAAACUA
This is a messenger RNA of Lineus longissimus, 2814 nucleotides long. RefSeq names its product microtubule-associated proteins 1A/1B light chain 3A-like. NCBI's taxonomy places the organism in Eukaryota, Metazoa, Nemertea, Pilidiophora, Heteronemertea, Lineidae. Bases 161 to 526 code for a protein of 121 amino acids. Gene Ontology annotation, cellular component: cytosol; autophagosome; autophagosome membrane. Gene Ontology annotation, molecular function: microtubule binding; ubiquitin protein ligase binding. The transcript has 4 exons. Gene Ontology annotation, biological process: macroautophagy; autophagosome assembly; cellular response to nitrogen starvation. The record is from RefSeq and is a predicted model, not a curated record.